Messenger RNA from Pungitius pungitius (ninespine stickleback), 3010 nucleotides. RefSeq names its product tripartite motif containing 69 (gene trim69). Gene Ontology annotation, biological process: protein ubiquitination. Gene Ontology annotation, cellular component: cytoplasm. The transcript is spliced from 7 exons. The coding region runs from base 475 to 2118 and encodes 547 amino acids. NCBI's taxonomy places the organism in Eukaryota, Metazoa, Chordata, Actinopteri, Perciformes, Gasterosteidae. Gene Ontology annotation, molecular function: zinc ion binding; protein binding; ubiquitin protein ligase activity. The record is from RefSeq and is a predicted model, not a curated record.
CGGAGACAGAAGAGACUACUGGAGCAAUUACGGAUUUCACACCUUCCCACAGAUUGAACCAAAUCUCCUCCCUCACACGCGGCUUCAUCAGCGCCAUCUUGGCCUCCACUGUGUCAGCGUGAAACUAAGCGUUACCCUAAAGCCGAUUAAGAGUUUAGUGGAGCAGAAGAUUCUUCCACUCACUGGCCAGACUUCACUGAACAAACAUGCCACGGAUAGAAUAUCUACGGUCCGCCUCGGUUUCCUGGCUGAGAUGUGACGUCAGUCUGGAGGGAAAAGAGGUGGCCCAUUAAGAUCCCCUCUAUCUGCGGAGGAUUGUGAGAGGCUGGGGCUGCUUCUGCACCGCCCACUCCAUUUCCCCACAAUCAACAGGAAGACUGGAGGCCAAGGAGAGCAGCCGCACUCUGCAGGAGAGGAAGGACUCGGAGAUCCAGCUGUACAGUCCAAACAAAGGAGAACAAUCAAGGCAAAGGAAUGAGCAACAAUCCGAAAGAAGUAAAGAAAAUUCAAACAGUUUAUCUGCAGAACGUAGAAAAACUGAACCAGGGGGUAAAACUAGACAAGAAAAGUUGGAAACCAAUGGAAGGAGACUUUGCUGCAGCAAUGGAAAAGCUGCGACAGCCUCCCACAGCCGUAAAGGUAAACAAAAGCUCUGCAAACCGAAUCAGCAGAGAUCUCACCUGCUCCAUCUGCCUGGAUCUCUUCAAGCAGCCGGUGUCCUUGCCCUGCGAUCACACCUUCUGCCAGGGGUGCAUUGAAGGAUACUGGACCGGUCCCCGGGGCCCCAUUCAGGGAAGCACGGGCUCCUGCCCCCAGUGCAGGAAGGUGUACCCCGGGCAAAGCUACAGGCCCAACCGCAUUGUUGCCAACAUAGUGGAGAGCUACUGUCAGGGCCUGGAGGAGAGCGGGCCUGGCCCCCGCCUGGCAGACGUUGGAGUGGCAGAGAGGCUUCCCGCUCCGGCCCCGCGCUGCAGCAGACACCGAGAGGAGCUGAAGCUCUACUGCGAGGAGGACCAGGAGCUGGUGUGUCUGGUGUGCGGCCUCUCACAGGAGCACAGGAAUCACACCAUGGUGUGUGUCCAGGAGGCUGAGCAGAAGUACCGGGCGUCUCUGAACAGCUCCAUGGAUUCCCUCAAAGCUGAACUCAACACGGCGCUGCAGUGUGACAGGGAAGCCGAGGACGAGGUCAAAAAGCUGAAGGAGCACACCGCUGACCUGAAGGUGCGCAUCGAGGCCCAGUUCAGCGACCUGCACCAGUUCCUGUACCAGGAGGAGAAGCUGCUGCAGGUGAAGCUGAAGACGGAGGAGCGCAGAGAGCUGAUCCGACUGGACGAGCACAAGGCGCUGCUGUGUGUGGAGGUCUCCCGUCUGCAGAGAGCCGUCCACGAGAUCGAGGACAAGCUGAAAGAGCAGGACGCCUUCGCCCUGCUGCGGAGCAUCAAGGUCCUGCUCCUGAGGCCUUCGCUGAAGUUUGAGAAACCAACCUUCACACCUCCCAGUCUGUGCGAGGGCAGGUUUGCGGGGCCUCUGCAGUACAGAGUGUGGAAAUCCAUGAAAGGAAGCCUUUAUCCAGUUCCAGCGGCCAUCACGUUUAACUCCAGCACGGCCAACCCAUGGCUCAGCCUGACCUCGUCCCUCACCUGUGUUCGCUACCAGACCUUUAACCAAACCGUGCAGGACAACCCCUCCAGGUUCAACGCUGCCCUGUCUCUGCUCGGAAGCCAGGGCGUCACCCACGGGCGGCACUACUGGGAGAUCGAAGUGUACAGCAGCACAGUCUGGACCGUCGGGGUGGCCCGUGAGUCGGUGCCCAGGAAGGGAGUGAUCAAAGCCCUGCCGGCCAACGGCUUCUGGACCCUCUCCCUCUCUUACGGGAUCCAGUACAUGGCUGGCACUUCGCCCCCGACAGUGCUGUCCCUGGAGGAGCCGCUGGUGCGGAUCGGCGUGUACCUCGACUACAAGAGGGGCCUGGUGUCUUUUUACAACGCAGAGUGCAUGGCACACCUCUACACCUUCAGGGAGACCUUCGCUGAGACGCUGUACCCGUACUUCAACCUGGGCUUUCUGGAUAAAGUGCAUGAAAAUGAGCCGCUCAAAGUUUUUCUACCAAAGAUUUAAAAUGUGACAAAAAAAGGCCCAAAGAGGCGCUAAAGAAGUGAAAAGCAAUGACCAUGAUCUUUCCAUUCAACCGGAUUAGAGCAGAGUUGUGAUUUUGCACAGGAGAAGUUGGAAUUAUUUGUCCAAUCGAAACAGACGUAUCAUGAAGGGAUCAAAGUUUCAGCAUUACUCACCACAUGUAUAGUGUAUUCCCUUCCUCAUAAAAGGUCAUGUAAAAAUGUGAAAUCUGAACUUUGGUGUGACAGUUUACUCUUUUCUUUUUACUGGACGCCACCUGGUGAUCAGUGGUCGUGCUGCAGGUCACAUAAACCAAACAGGAACACACCCACUCACUGAGAAGUUACUAAUUGUUCAGUUUGUAGACUGGAUCGAGUGCCUCACUUCAAAGAAGCAGUGCCUCAGUGGUGAAAGUGAAAGGUUUUUCUUUAAAUGAUUUCAAUAAUCUUUCAUAUGCAUGAAUCACUAAUACAUUCAAUAGAAUAUCUUAUCACGCAAGUGUUAAAUGUACAUUCUUUUUUCAAUGUUUAUAUGGUGUCAUAUCCUAUUAAUGCUAUAUUAUUUGGUGCAUUCAGGGACCGUAGGAGAUGUAAUGCCUCUUUGGUAGUGGAACAAGAGUGAGACUUAUGUAAAGAAAAAAAAUCGGUGGUUUUAAUUUCGGAUAUCAGCUUUGAACUUGUUGCGAGUGAUGCCUCAACUGCACCAACUGUUUUAACUCAAACUGAUCCAACAUUUCAAUAAAAACAUUUCUUUAAGACCCUGCUCUCUCUGGUAAAAUCCCUCCACCUUUAAUGAGAGGAUGGACCGUACUCGCUGACGUAUCGACACCCUCCAGAGAACACGUCUACAUGCCUGCAGCCACUUAUAAAAUGAAUGUGGGGGUUGGGGAAAUCCG